AUGCCUAGCGAGACUGCCACAGGUGACUUUGGUCCAGCACCGCCUGGGCUAGAUCUCACAGAUAACCAGACCGGCAGCUUGUUGGGAGCAGUGAUUCCUGUAGCGACACUCGCGACUAUUGCAGUUAUAUUGCGAAUAAUUGCACCAAUGAAGACCAAAGAGGCUAGGAAAUUAGCUAUCGAUGACUACCUCAUCAUUGCAGGUCUUAUAUUCUCUUGGGGAACAGCAAUAUCCUGCUUCAUAACACUUACACCAGACUGUCUAGGCAUUCCUUAUGGCCUUGGCUAUCAUUUGCAAUCCUUGACAAAAGGAGAGUUUAUUACUGUUUGGAAAAUACUUCUCGCCUAUGUCAUGAUUUACGCUACAGCCGUCACCUGCACCAAAGCCUCAAUCAUCUUCUUUUACGGCCGUAUCUUCAACUUUCGCUGGUCUAUGGGCUUCUGUAUGUUUUUGGUCAUUGGGUAUUGGAUCACCAUUAUCGUCACCGCUGCAGUGGCCUGUCGACCACUGCCAUAUUUCUGGCUGGUCUACGCAGAUCCAACAGCCAUUGGUGUAUGCAUCGAUGUGCCCUCAUUCUUUUUCGGCAAUGGAAUUGGUGCCAUGUUGAUCGAUGUGAUAAUACUGUGCAUGCCGAUGCCCACAAUUUACAAGUUGCAGAUGCCAUUAUCGCAGAAGGUCGCGGUCGUGGGUAUCUUGCUCUUAGGAAGUUUUGUUUGCGCCGCAAGUAUUUGCCGGAUCAUCUCGCUUCGGGAGAACACCCAGGGAACAGAUGCGACAUGGACUAUCGCGCCUGUCUUUAUUUGGUCGUCCGUUGAACCCUUUGUUGGGAUUAUCUGUGCAUGCCUCCCUACGUUUGGGCCUUUCUUUCGUCGGUGGUGGUCCAGAGUUCGGACGCGCUCGUCAAAGAAUCGCAGUACCGAUCCAAGCGCGGAACAGUCAUCUGAGACAGCGACCUGGCUCCGGAAACCUCGAGUAAAAAAGCCAACCAAGGACUCAUUAUUCAGUAUCAAUGACUUUGGUUGUGUGGAUGAGGUCCAAUUAAUGAACGAUAUCAAUGCCACUCGGUCGCUGGGGGACGAGGCUGCGAGUGUACACCAGGACGUGGAGCGAGGUUGUAUCACCGUCCAACAAGACGUGGAUGUGACAUGGGCCAAGUACAAAACAGGCAAAAAAAGCUGA
Penicillium robsamsonii is the source of this 1179-nucleotide messenger RNA. RefSeq lists its product as uncharacterized. Bases 1 to 1179 code for a protein of 392 amino acids. The record is from RefSeq and is a predicted model, not a curated record. The transcript is spliced from 4 exons. NCBI's taxonomy places the organism in Eukaryota, Fungi, Ascomycota, Eurotiomycetes, Eurotiales, Aspergillaceae.